This is a messenger RNA of Solea solea (common sole), 1061 nucleotides long. RefSeq lists its product as uncharacterized. The record is from RefSeq and is a predicted model, not a curated record. Bases 163 to 1008 code for a protein of 281 amino acids. NCBI's taxonomy places the organism in Eukaryota, Metazoa, Chordata, Actinopteri, Pleuronectiformes, Soleidae. The transcript is spliced from 9 exons.
UUGUCUGGUGUUACAUGCAUGUAUGUCACAAAGUUAGGUACAAAACUACAAAUUCUGUUUUACUAGAUGUUUGAGCAGAUCCUUCAUCAGAGUCUCGAGUCUCAGGGUACAGAGGAGCUGUGUUAGAUCAUCCAGCACUGCCAGGACAGAGUCAUUAAGCACAUGGAGAAGAUCUCCAUGCUGGCUUUCCAUCCAGUUAAGAUGCACAGCUGCUAUGAGAAGGUGGUGAACCUGAGCCUUGAGGGUCUGCAGCAACAGUUUGACAUGUUUGAGCAGAUCCUUCAUCAGAGUCUCGAGUCUCAGGAUACAGAGGAGCUGUGUAAGAUCAUCCAGCACUGCCAGGACAGAGUCAUUAAGCACAUGGAGAAGAUCUCCAUGCUGGCUUUCCAUCCAGUUAAGAUGCACAGCUGCUAUGAGAAGGUGGUGAACCUGAGCCUUGAGGGUCUGCAGCAACAGUUUGACAUGCUUGAGCAGAUCCUUCAUCAGAGUCUCGAGUCUCAGGGUACAGAGGAGCUGUGUAAGAUCAUCCAGCACUGCCAGGACAGAGUCAUUAAGCACAUGGAGAAGAUCUCCAUGCUGGCUUUCCAUCCAGUUAAGAUGCACAGCUGCUAUGAGAAGGUGGUGAACCUGAGCCUUGAGGGUCUGCAGCAACAGUUUGACAUGCUUGAGCAGAUCCUUCAUCAGAGUCUCGAGUCUCAGGGUACAGAGGAGCUGUGUAAGAUCAUCCAGCACUGCCAGGACAGAGUCAUUAAGCACAUGGAGAAGAUCUCCAUGCUGGCUUUCCAUCCAGUUAAGAUGCACAGCUGCUAUGAGAAGGUGGUGAACCUGAGCCUUGAGGGUCUGCAGCAACAGUUUGACAUGCUUGAGCAGAUCCUUCAUCAGAGUCUCGAGUCUCAGGGUACAGAGGAGCUGUGUAAGAUCAUCCAGCACUGCCAGGACAGAGUCAUUAAGGUAACACACAAAGAAAACAGGCUUGUGCAUCAAAUUAUUGCAUCACAUCUACAUUAAUAUCUAAUAAUAUUACACCUGGCAUACUCCAGCCCUGGGAGUGAAACUUUUGG